Rotaria sordida is the source of this 290-nucleotide messenger RNA. The record is from the annotation of a GenBank genome assembly. NCBI's taxonomy places the organism in Eukaryota, Metazoa, Rotifera, Eurotatoria, Philodinida, Philodinidae.
GUUGGAUAUUCCUUAUUGAAUUAAUUAGUAUUGGUAUUGCUAUUUUAUUUCUCAUUUAUGCUGGCUUCGGUAACAGACAUGCACAAAAUUUCAAUACUAAAUACUCAGUUGCUAAUCAACAAGGCAACAGUCGUGUAAUUAUUAAGAACAUGGGCUCUUUCAUGUGUACUAUUGUAUGCAUAAUUUCUUUUGUUAUUGGAGUAAUUAUCGUAAAAUUUACAUUCCAAUUGGCCAAACUUAUCGGUGCCAAGAAAACUACAACCAUUCAACAAAUUCAGCGUACUGUUUAG